Lobosporangium transversale is the source of this 1694-nucleotide messenger RNA. RefSeq lists its product as hypothetical. The transcript has a single exon. The coding region runs from base 154 to 1650 and encodes 498 amino acids. The record is from RefSeq and is a predicted model, not a curated record. NCBI's taxonomy places the organism in Eukaryota, Fungi, Mortierellomycota, Mortierellomycetes, Mortierellales, Mortierellaceae.
UGUUCAUUCAAUUUCAUUUACCCAUUCCCAUUCCCACUUUUCUCACUUUUCAACUUUUUCACUUUCUCACACUUCUCACUUCUCACUUCUCACUUCUCUCACGUACAUCUUUAGCUGCUUCAUCCAUUUUAUCAAGUUUCCUGUUGUUUCCUCAUGCCACAAGGACCCAUGACAUUCCGUCCUUUGGACGAGAAUAAUCGAGAUGCACCUCCACCCUAUGAGGCCAAUGCAACAACAACUAGCCCACCUAUUAGUCCUAUUGCUCCACACCAACAGUACCCAGUCCUUAGCGCAGCAACGCACCAUGAUGGCACUACAUCCUUACCGUCGCCACCGCCUAUUAGCUAUUAUCCUCCCAUGACAACUAUCUCCAACGCAAUACCAACAGUAGCAGCAGUAGCAUCAACAGCACAAUAUCCUCAGUAUCCCACAAUGACCAUGGCAGUCCCUGAUACGUCGAGUGAAGUGCCUUAUCCAAUAGCAUCUUCUGAUAAUUUCUUUCCAUCACCCCUUGUCACCCUUACUGUUAGUAAUUUCUAUAGGCCGCAAUUAUACCCAACGAUACCACUUCAGGACUCUACCACCAACGACGGUACAUACCCUAUAUCACUUUCAUCCACACCGAGUAGCCUGUCGGUGCAAUAUGAGCCGAGCGCCCCUAGUCCGCAUAACCCUCAAUGGUCGCUGUAUUCAUCUACAAUUUCUACACCAGCAACAGCGGCAUCCUCACUUUUUCAAGAUGAUAAGAGAGCUAUGCAAAAUUACUAUAAUGAACUGGAUAGUAGAGUAGAGUCAACAUCAAUAACACAGCAUCCAUAUCUCUCUCAAGCCUCAUCGCAACAACAGCAACAACAGCAAUCACCAACCUAUCCUUCAUUUCCUGCGAUGACACCUAUACCAAAACUAGUAACUACAUUCCGAUGCAAGAAAUGUGGAACGAUCUUGGAGUCAGAAACAGCCGUCUGUAAGCGCAUUCACACCGUGCCAGUGAACUUUUCAGAGCGAAAAGUUCAACACGCGACAGGACGCGAUCUCAGAGAACGAACGAUAUAUGAUUCAGAUUUGUUCAGAAUGUCCAGUCAUAAUAGCAUGGGUGAGGGGAGAAGGAGGUGGAGUACGGCCCAUGAAAAUAGUCAUAAUGAUAGUUAUGAUGCUGGUAAUGCUAGUGCUGAUGCUAUGAAUAGCAAUGGCGGCGAUGCCAUGCUCCAUUCGUCGUCGUCGCCCCAACGGUCGAGGGCAACAUCAUAUUGUUACGCGCCUUUCUCAAGCACAGGACCGGGACCACCAGAACUAGGUCUACUUGCGCCACCAACCAUUACAACGACGACGACGGUUACAGAUAACACUCAAUAUGAAACAAGUAAUGGGCAAAUUCGACGAUCAAUGAGUGUACAGAACCCAAUGACAACAUUAAGGAAGUUAUGGCGCGAUGCAAAGAACGAGUUUAACUAUCAGUCAUCGACUUCAAGGAGUUCAUGGCAGCAACAAUAUGAGAUUGUAGCUCCAUCUCCACUGCCCUCUUCUUCUUCAUUCUCUCCUUCUACUACUACUACUACUACUACUAUUGCUACUACUCCCACCACCUCUACAACUUUGAAUGUUGCGCCAUACCAAGCAGAGUCGAUCUAUCCACCUCCACAACAACCCUGAAAAGGAAAAUGAUAAAAUGAUGCAAAUACAAUAAAUGACAUGAG